Rhodamnia argentea is the source of this 596-nucleotide messenger RNA. RefSeq names its product non-specific lipid transfer protein GPI-anchored 22-like. Lineage: Eukaryota; Viridiplantae; Streptophyta; Magnoliopsida; Myrtales; Myrtaceae. The transcript is spliced from 3 exons. The coding region runs from base 11 to 574 and encodes 187 amino acids. The record is from RefSeq and is a predicted model, not a curated record.
CUCAGCGAAAAUGAGCUCAUCACCUUGGCUUACGGCGAUGGUCGCGAUCACGACGAUGCUCGCCAAUGGCGUGAGCUCGGACAUGGCGAGAGACAAGCAAGAGUGCGCGGCCCAGCUGGCCAAUCUCUCGCCAUGCAUACCCUUCGUCGGUGGCGACGCCAAAGCUCCACCCCUGGCAUGCUGCGUGAACCUGAGAAAGGACGUGGACGAGACAAGCAGGUGCCUGUGCAUGCUGGUCCGAGACCGGGACGAGCCGGGGCUCGGCUUCAAGCUCAACGCCACCCUCGCACUCGCCCUCCCUUCAAUCUGCCAUGCUCCGGCCAAUGUCUCCAAUUGCCCCGCUCUUCUGCAUUUGGAUCCCAACUCCCCAGAAGCUCAAGUUUUCGAGCAAUUCGCAGACCCGCCAAUCGCCGGGAGCAUCUACGGAGAUCAAUCUAGCCUCGUCUCGAGCAGCGACCCGGCAAAACGACCCCGGCGUAUCGGAGUUGCCUUCUUGCUCCUGAUAAAUACUGCUGUUCACAUGUUGUGGGACGGAUUUGCUUGCCGCUGCUUCCCCUCUUUCUUCCCCAAAUGAUCAUCUCUGUUGGUUAAACUUU